Messenger RNA from Xenopus laevis (African clawed frog), 1833 nucleotides. RefSeq names its product inactive pancreatic lipase-related protein 1 (gene pnliprp1.L). NCBI's taxonomy places the organism in Eukaryota, Metazoa, Chordata, Amphibia, Anura, Pipidae. The transcript is spliced from 12 exons. The record is from RefSeq and is a predicted model, not a curated record. The coding region runs from base 302 to 1771 and encodes 489 amino acids.
CUUGAAUUCAGAGCUUUAGGAGAAGUGGGUGGGAGAAGACACCCAUCCCCUGACUUGUACAUCAUUGUGAUGCCCACAUUUUGGUGCAAAGGAGCCCUUUCCUUCCCACCUGCCCAAUGGGGAGCAAGACAUCGGAAUGCCAUGGAGUCAAGUACUUUCUGAAUUAGCGCUAAGGGGCAAGUUAUUUUGAACUUGCAUCAGGACCAUUAAUGACCCCUUAGGGGUUUUUUCCCUUUAUGAUUAGCCUGGGUCUGGUACAAGAGUUCAGAGAAUAAAAGUGUAUGGUUUGAUCCAAAAUGAAAUGUUCCAACCACAGCCUUUAGUGACCUUCCCUUAUCCCCAGAUGGUUGGACACUGGGGGCUGAUUUUCUUCCUGCUUGGAUGUGCGCAAGGACGAAACAUUUGCUAUGACAGACUUGGAUGCUUCACAGACAAAGCCCCAUGGGGGGGCACUAUACAGAGACCACUGGGACUAUUACCCAUGUCCCCACAAAACAUAAACACUCGCUUCUUUUUGUUCACUAAAGAAAACCCUGAUAACUUCCAGGAGAUCAGCGCAUUGAAUCAGUCAUCUGUUUCCUCAUCCAAUUUCCAGCCCAAUAGGAAAACUCGUUUUAUCAUUCAUGGCUUCCUCAGUUCAGCAGAGGGCGGUUGGCUCAUGGACAUGUGUAAGACGAUACUGAAGGUUGAAGAUGUGAACUGUUUCUGUGUCGACUGGAGAGCGGGGUCCCACACCCUAUACACCCAGGCAGCCAAUAACAUCCGUGUUGUGGGGGCCGAAGUGGCCUCUUUUAUUGGCUUCCUCUCCAGCAAUUAUAAUUACUCUCCAUCUGAGAUACAUAUUAUUGGUCACAGCCUGGGGUCCCACACUGCAGGGGAAGCUGGGAAGAGGGUACCCGGCAUUGGGCGCAUUACAGGCCUGGAUCCAGCUGGGCCCCUAUUUCAGAACACCCCCCCUGAGGUGAGACUGGAUCCAACUGACGCUGACUUUGUAGAUGUCAUUCAUACAGACACAUCUCCGCUCAUUCCCAAAAUAGGUUUUGGAAUGAGCCAGUCAGUUGGCCACCUGGAUUUCUUUCCCAACGGAGGAGAAACCAUGCCCGGGUGUGAGAAGAACAUAGUAACCAAACUUCUACACAUUAAUGCUCUUUGGGAAGGGUCUGAUAAUCUCUUGGCGUGCAAUCAUCUCCGGAGUUACAAGUAUUAUACGGAGAGUAUCCUCACUCCUGAUGCCUUUGUUGCUUUUCCCAGUGAUACAUAUGAAGCAUUUAACAAGGGUUCUGGAUUCCCAUGCCCCAGUACUGGUUGCCCUUUAAUGGGGCACUAUGCGGAUUUGUAUGGUCGGGGCACAUUAAACGGCCUGUCAUUAUUCCUCAAUACUGGAGAUGUUAAGCCCUAUGCACGCUGGAGGUACAGGGUGGCCGUGAAGACCAGUGGCACUAUGAAUAAUCUGGGAUAUAUUAACGUGGCAUUACAUGGACUUAAAGGGAGCACUGAGGAACAUGCGAUUGCAAGUGGGUUAAUUAAACCAGGAGAGACCUACACAGCCUUCAUUGAUGUUGAGACCAAUGUCGGACCCCUCACAACCGUGAGCUUCAAGUGGACGUAUUGGAGUCUUAUCAACCUCAUUCCAAACACAGUGGGCGCCAGCACAAUAUCCGUGCAAUACGGGAAGGACGGGCAGAUGUACCAGUUUUGUUGCAAAGAGCAGGUCAAGGCCAAAGUGCUCCAGAACCUGACUCCCUGUCACUCCCGACUCUCAACCAAAUAAAUCAUUUUAACAAAUAAAAUAUUUUUAUCCCAAUACUGACCACUAAAUAAAAAAAAUCUAAG